This is a messenger RNA of Anopheles maculipalpis, 637 nucleotides long. It is a transcript of the gene Bug22, whose product is annotated as cilia- and flagella-associated protein 20. Gene Ontology annotation, biological process: regulation of cilium beat frequency involved in ciliary motility; positive regulation of cell motility; cilium assembly. Gene Ontology annotation, cellular component: ciliary basal body; motile cilium. NCBI's taxonomy places the organism in Eukaryota, Metazoa, Arthropoda, Insecta, Diptera, Culicidae. Bases 8 to 610 code for a protein of 200 amino acids. The record is from RefSeq and is a predicted model, not a curated record. The transcript is spliced from 2 exons.
AAACAACAUGUUUAAAAACACGUUCCAGUCGGGGUUCCUCUCGAUACUGUACAGUAUAGGCAGCAAACCGCUUCAAAUCUGGGACAAGAAGGUACGGAACGGGCACAUCAAGCGCAUCACCGAUCAGGACAUACAAUCGCUGGUGCUGGAAAUCAUCGGAACGAACGUGAGCACCACGUACAUCACCUGUCCGGCCGAUCCGAAAAAGACGCUCGGCAUCAAGCUGCCGUUUCUGGUGAUGAUAAUAAAAAAUCUCAAGAAAUACUUCACGUUCGAGGUGCAGGUACUGGAUGAUAAAAAUGUCCGUCGUCGGUUUCGGGCCAGCAACUAUCAGUCGACAACACGGGUUAAACCAUUCAUCUGUACGAUGCCGAUGAGGCUGGACGAAGGUUGGAAUCAGAUCCAGUUCAAUCUGUCCGAUUUCACACGCCGGGCGUACGGUACCAACUACGUGGAGACGCUACGCGUACAAAUACAUGCCAACUGUCGAAUACGGCGCGUAUACUUCUCCGAUCGGCUGUACUCCGAGGACGAACUACCAGCCGAGUUUAAACUGUUCCUGCCGAUUCAAAAACCACAGUCGAAAGCGAUCGCCCAGCAGGCUUGCUAGGUUGCUAAGGGUGAUUUUCUAAGCAAA